AUGCACAGGGCCAGUCUUGCUGUACAUCAGAGAAUCCGCAUUGGGAAGAAACCUUAUGAAUGCAACCAAUGUGGAAAGAUGUUCCGUCACAGUUCAAGUCUUGCUGUACAUCAGAGAAUCCACACUGGGGAGAAACCUUAUGAAUGCAACCAAUGUGGAAAGAUUUUUGGUCAUAGUUCCAGUCUUGCUGUACAUCAGAGAAUCCACACUGGUGACAAACCUUAUGAAUGCAAGCAGUGUGGAAAGACAUUCAUUCAGAGCUCCCGCCUUGCUGUUCAUCAGAGAGUCCACACUGGGGAGAAACCUUAUGAAUGCAAGCUUUGUGGAAAGACAUACAAUCAGAGCUCCAGUCUUGCUGUACAUCAGAGAGUCCACACUGGGGAGAAACCUUAUGAAUGUAAGCAAUGUGGAAAGACAUUCAGUAUCAGCUCCUGUCUUGCUGUUCAUCAGAGAAUCCAUACAGGGGAGAAACCUUAUAAAUGCAAGCAAUGUGGAAAGACAUUCAGUCUGAGCUUCAGUCUUGCUUAUCAUCAGAGAAUCCACACUGGUGAGGAACUUUAA
Messenger RNA from Gracilinanus agilis (Agile Gracile Mouse Opossum), 561 nucleotides. RefSeq names its product zinc finger protein 2 homolog. Gene Ontology annotation, cellular component: nucleus. Gene Ontology annotation, biological process: regulation of transcription by RNA polymerase II. The coding region runs from base 1 to 561 and encodes 186 amino acids. NCBI's taxonomy places the organism in Eukaryota, Metazoa, Chordata, Mammalia, Didelphimorphia, Didelphidae. Gene Ontology annotation, molecular function: RNA polymerase II cis-regulatory region sequence-specific DNA binding; DNA-binding transcription activator activity, RNA polymerase II-specific. The transcript has a single exon. The record is from RefSeq and is a predicted model, not a curated record.